Thermothelomyces thermophilus ATCC 42464 is the source of this 685-nucleotide messenger RNA. RefSeq lists its product as uncharacterized. The record is from RefSeq and is a predicted model, not a curated record. The coding region runs from base 128 to 592 and encodes 154 amino acids. The transcript is spliced from 3 exons. Lineage: Eukaryota; Fungi; Ascomycota; Sordariomycetes; Sordariales; Chaetomiaceae.
UGUACAACUCUGCUUGUCACUACCUGACAACAACAAGGCCACGAGCUACCUCGAAGAGCUUUUCGUAGUUAGUUUAAUUUUUAGGAUCAGUCCUCAUCAGUCCUCUUCGGCCAUCGGUGUAACAGUUAUGGCGACCGAGUCCAAGCCGCCCUUCCCUCCGUUCACGCAGGAAACGGCCCGGCAGAAGGUCAAAGCUGCCCAAGCUGCUUGGAACACCAAAAACCCCGAGCUUGUCCAAUUCGCCUACACCCCUGACUCGAUCUGGCGCAACCGGGACACCUUCCUGCAGGGCCGGGAGGCGAUCGUCGACUUCCUCCGCAAGAAGUGGGCAAAGGAAAGAGACUACCGCCUGAGGAAAGAGUUGUUCGCCUUUACAGACAACAAGAUUGCUGUCCAGUUUUGGUACGAGUGGAGAGACGAGACGGGCCAGUGGUGGCGGACGUACGGGCUGGAGGACUGGACGUUCGCAGACAACGGUCUGAUGAAGAAGAGGCAGAUGAGCGGGAAUGAUGUGAAGAUCCAGGAAGAUGAGCGGUGGUUCAAGGACGGGGUUGACGUUGACACUGUUGAGAUAAGCGAGAAGCAUUGGUAGGUUAGCAAGCAGUCGUCACUUACACUGUGUACUGCAUAUAUGUAUGUACAUACAAUACAAAUGCGUGUCAAUUUCACCUAAACUCGAAGUCUU